CUGGAUAAGAGCGCAUCAGGCCACCAGUACAACGGAAGCUCCAAAGAUGCCCAUGAUGGAGGGAGAGGAACAGGAGGACGAAUCCCCUGAACUGUCUCAAGAUAGACAGAAGAGCAGGCUUCGUAUUUGCCGACGCUACAUCCCGCUUUGGAUACUUUUGGUGUUAUUGAGUGGAGCUGGAGUAAUCACGUGGUAUUUCUUAGUUUACCGACCACAGCAUCUGGAGACAACUCACCUGCAAUUCUACUCAGGCAGCCUGAAGGUCCUCAACCAGCAGUAUUCCCUGGAUCAUGGACGUAUGGAAUCCAGAACCUUUUGGACAGAAACAGCAAAGGCAAAGAAGAUGCUGAAAGAUCUUAUCCAUGCUACUGACCUGGCUCAUUACUACAACUCCAGUACAGUCUAUGCCUUUGGGGAGGGAUCUCUGACAUGCUUCUUCUGGUUCGCCCUUCAAGUCCCAAAAAGCCAGCAGGAAGAGAUGACUGCAGAGAAAGUGAAAGUCACACUCUUUAAAGAGCUGCUGACCAGUCUCAAUAGAACAGGCCGCCUUUCCUAUCAGGCAGAAUACAAGCUCGACCCCGGAUCCUUGGUUCUGCUAGAGUCCAGUGUGAGAGACGUAAUAGUGCUGAAAUCCACAUUGGUGGCCCUCCCUCAGCUCUGCAGUUGGUUUUGUCUCCUCUACUCAGGCUGCUACAGGUACAGCUACAUCCGAGAAGAUGCCAUCCUCAAGCUGAAGGGCCCAGACUACCUCGCCUCCAGCUGUCUUUGGCACCUCCAUGGCCCCAAAGGCUACAUGAUCAAGAUACGCCUGGAAUGGACUCUUUCUGAAUGCCGGGACCGACUGGUCAUGUAUGACGCAGCUGGACCAUUAGAGAAGCGGCUCAUCACUUCGCUCUAUGGCUGCAGCCGUCAGGAGCCUGUAGUAGAGGUGCUGUCUUCAGGUCCCGUCAUGUCUGUGGUGUGGAAGAAGGGGAUGUACAGUUACUACGAUCCUUUCAUCCUUUCUGCCCAGGCUGUGCCCUUGGAAGCCUGCCAGAUGACUCUAACGCUGCGUGGGACCUGGGAGCUGCAAGGGAGCAUCAAAACUCCAUACUACCCCAGUUAUUAUGCCCCCAACACGCAGUGCACUUGGCACAUGACGGUCCCAUCUCUGGAAUAUGGUGUUGUCCUUUGGUUUGAUGCUUACACUCUCAGGAGACAGAAAUAUGACCUCCCAUGCACUCAAGGGCAAUGGACCAUCCAGAACCGAAAGCUGUGUGGCCUGCGGACUUUGCAGGCCUACGCUGAAAGGAUCCCAGUGGUGUCCAGCGCUGGUGUCACCAUCAACUUCACCUCUCAGAUCUCCUUAACUGGGCCCGGAGUGCAGGCUGCUUACAGCCUCUUUAACCAGUCAGAUCCAUGCCCCAGAGAGUUCCUUUGCUCUGUCAAUGGGCUGUGUGUGCCAGCAUGUGAUGGGAUCAAAGAUUGCCCCAAUGGACUAGAUGAAAGAAAUUGCGUAUGCCCUGCAACAUUCCAGUGCCAGGAAGACAGCACCUGCAUCGAGUUCUCCAAGGUUUGUGAUAAACAUCUGGAUUGCAUCAAUGGAAGUGACGAAGAGCAGUGCACUGGAGGUAUUCCCUGUGGACUUUUCACUUACCGGUGCACUGAUGGGAGCUGCGUGAAGAAGCCGAACCCUCAGUGUGACUCAGUCCCUGACUGCAAGGAUCGGUCUGAUGAGAUGCACUGUGACUGUGGAGUGCAAGACGCCCCAACAAACCGAAUUGUGGGUGGCUCGCAUUCGGUGGAGGGAGAGUGGCCGUGGCAAGCCAGCCUGCAGGUUCGUGGGCACCAUAUUUGUGGGGGAACCCUGAUUGCAGAUCGCUGGGUGAUCGCUGCUGCUCACUGCUUCCAGGAAGAGAGACAGGCGUCCCCCACGGCCUGGACCGUCUACCUGGGGAAGCACCUUCUGAAUGUCAGCACCCACAAUGCGGUUUCCUUCAAAGUGAGCCGCAUCUUGCAGCACCCCUACUACGAGGAGGACAGCCAUGACUAUGACGUGGCAUUGCUGCAGCUCGACCACCCAGUCAUCUACUCAGCCUUCAUCCAACCCAUCUGCCUGCCUGCCAGCUCCCACCUCUUUGAGCCCGGCCUCCUGUGCUGGAUCACUGGCUGGGGUGCUACCAAGGAAGGAGGCACCACCAGUAAGAUCUUGCAAAAAGCCGAUGUACAGCUAGUGCAGCAAGACAUCUGCAAUGAGGCCUAUCACUACCAGGUCACUCCCAGAAUGCUGUGCGCCGGAUACCAUGAUGGGCAGAAGGACUCUUGUCAGGGUGACUCUGGGGGCCCUCUUUCCUGCCAGGAGCCCAGCGGCAGGUGGUUCCUCGCAGGUGUGGUGAGCUGGGGAAUGGGAUGCGCCCGCCCCAAUAACUUUGGCGUCUACACCAGAAUCACCAGUGUCAUGCAAUGGAUGAAGCAUACGAUGUUGAUGUGAACAACGUAAAACCUGGCCUUGGUCCCACGAGGCUCACAGGCUGACUGGAGGAGCCACUUCCUGUCUUCACCAUGCAUCUCCAGUGUCCUACAUUGCAGGGAUCUCCCACAUCUGGUCCAAGGCCCACCUGGUACUGGGGCAUGGCCUGCCCAGGACAUUUCCAUGUAUAACAGAAGGAAUCUUAGACUCAUUAAGGGAAGAUGGGACAGAUUGUCUUGCAUGAAAGCCAAUGUGGGAUGUCCCUCACAAUCAGGGACAACUGAAAGGUGUGGUUCCCUGCCUGCAAAGGCAGUGAUUGUGGUUUGCUUUUUUAAAGUAAACUAAGAUGGUUAAA
This is a messenger RNA of Varanus komodoensis (Komodo dragon), 2804 nucleotides long. RefSeq names its product transmembrane serine protease 6 (gene TMPRSS6). The transcript is spliced from 18 exons. Gene Ontology annotation, molecular function: protein binding; serine-type endopeptidase activity. NCBI's taxonomy places the organism in Eukaryota, Metazoa, Chordata, Lepidosauria, Squamata, Varanidae. Bases 47 to 2470 code for a protein of 807 amino acids. The record is from RefSeq and is a predicted model, not a curated record. Gene Ontology annotation, biological process: proteolysis.